CCAUGGAGCAGCUGCUGCGUGCGGAGCUGCGCACCAAGACCCUGCGGGCCUUUGGCAGCCCAGGCGGUGGCUACAUCAGCGAAGGCCGGGCCUACGACACCGACGCGGGCCCGGUGUUCGUCAAGGUCAAUCGCAGGACGCAGGCCCGGCAGAUGUUCGAGGGGGAGGCGGCCAGCCUGGAGGCCCUGCGCGGCACAGGACUGGUGCGAGCACCGCGGCCACUGAAGGUGAUUGACCUACCGGGCGGCGGAGCCGCCUUUGUGAUGGAACAUUUGAAGAUGAAGAGCUUGAGCAGUCAGGCAUCAAAACUUGGAGACCAGAUGGCAGAUUUGCACCUUUAUAACCAGAGGCUCAGGGAAAAGUUGAAGGAGAAAGAGAACACAGUGGGCCAGGGGGCUGAGGAUGCUGAGCCCCAGUAUGUGAGCAAAUUCGGCUUCCACACCGUGACCUGCUGUGGCUUCUUCCCACAGGUGAAUGAAUGGCAGGAGGACUGGCCAACCUUUUUCACCCGGCAGCGGCUGCAGGCACAGUUGGACCUCAUUGAGAAGGACUAUGGUGACCGAGAAGCACGAGAGCUCUGGUCCAGGCUGCAGGUGAAGAUCCCGGACCUGUUUCGGGGCUUAGAGAUCGUCCCCGCCCUGCUGCACGGGGACCUCUGGGCGGGGAACGUGGCAGAGGACAACGCGGGGCCCAUAGUGUACGACCCAGCUUCCUUCUACGGCCACUCCGAGUUUGAGCUGGCGAUUGCCCUGAUGUUCGGGGGCUUCCCCAGGCCCUUCUUCACCGCCUACCACCGCAAACUGCCCCGCGCGCCGGGCUUCGAUCGCCGGCUGCUGCUCUACCAGCUGUUCAACUACCUGAACCACUGGAACCACUUCGGGCCAGAGUACCGCGGCCCGUCGCUGGGCACCCUGCAGCGGCUGCUCAAGUAGCAGGGCCCGCCAGCGCCUCCGGCCCGGCCCCCACCAGCCCCGCUCCUGCCUCCUCGCCUUUUCGCCCGCCGGCCUCCCACCUUUCAGCCCUUCAACCACCCAUCAGCCCCUCCACAGCCCUCCCUACCCAUCAGCCUC
Otolemur garnettii (small-eared galago) is the source of this 1070-nucleotide messenger RNA. RefSeq names its product fructosamine 3 kinase (gene FN3K). The record is from RefSeq and is a predicted model, not a curated record. The transcript has 6 exons. Bases 3 to 932 code for a protein of 309 amino acids. Gene Ontology annotation, biological process: fructosamine metabolic process. NCBI's taxonomy places the organism in Eukaryota, Metazoa, Chordata, Mammalia, Primates, Galagidae.